AUGUGACAAUUUUCAUCUCGAAAGAAGAAGAAGAAAAAAUAAAAAUUUAGCGCCACGUCAUAUUACAGCUUUAGAUAAACACCUGCCUUCAACAAGAGAAGCUCACAUACAUCCAACCAGGCAUUUAUUACGAAUCUUUAGGAUGGAGAGCAAAUAUAAUCUGAAGAGUCCAGCUCAUGUCACGUCGGGAUGACCUGUAGGGAUGGGACGAUUACCGGUUUCACUAUAAACCACUAUAAAAUGUACUGACGUCUGACGUAUGUCCUGGGUAAAGGCAGGGCAUCGCCUUUCUAAAUCAUGGGUGCCAGGGAGGAAGGCAAAAGAGGCAAAACCCCGACCUCUGUGCUGUGAAGAGGUUGAUGAAAGAGGCAGCUGAACUCAGAGAUCCGACAGAACAUUAUCACGCCCAACCACUGGAGGAUAACCUGUUUGAGUGGCACUUCUCCGUCAGAGGACCUCCAGACUCGGACUUUGAUGGUGGAGUCUAUCACGGUCGGAUUGUACUGCCCCCUGAAUACCCCAUGAAGCCCCCCAGCAUCAUUCUGCUCACUCCCAACGGAAGAUUUGAAGUAGGGAAGAAGAUCUGUCUGAGUAUUUCUGGUCAUCAUCCGGAGACAUGGCAGCCUUCAUGGAGUAUUCGGACCGCAUUAAUAGCAAUCAUUGGAUUCAUGCCAACUAAAGGAGAAGGAGCGAUCGGAUCUCUGGAUUAUACCCCUGAGGAGAGGAGAGCUCUCGCUAAAAAGUCUCAGGAUUUUUGCUGUGAGUUUUGUGGCAGCUGCAUGCGCUCUGUUCUGCUAGUGCUCUCUCCUGAUAGUGACCCACGACCCGUUGACCCACAAGCACACAAACUUGCCCAGCAGAUCAACUUCAAGGCUGAGUCGAGCUCAUCAGCUGCAGAUAGUGGCAGUACAGCAUCAGCUGCUUCCAGUCAAACUGAUCAUUACAGUGAGAUCUCCACCAUAGAAGAGAGAGACACAGAAGACACGUCCUCAGCUGAACAGACUGAAUCUUUAUCCGUGACUCCUCAAAGCUCCAGUGAAGAUCCAUCUGUUUCUGCAGCACCAAGUCCACGUCAGCGGCGCUCACAGAACCAACAGAACCAGAGCCAGUCCCCCAGAUACCCCACCUUCACUGCAUCCCCUGCUGCUCAGCACCCUGCGCAUGGCACCAGUCACACAGGCUCGGCUGUGCUGAUAGUGCUCCUCACACUGGCACUCGCUGCACUCAUCUUCCGCAGAAUCUAUCUGGCCCACGAGUACAAGUUUGAUUAUGAGUUGUGAAACUUUAAGCCGGCUCAAACUUCCACUUUCAUUUUUACACCCUCUUUCUCAUGAGGCUGGAAGUCUGUUUGUCAUUCCUCAAUGGCUUCUCAGCCCUCUGUAUCUUCAUUAAAGAUGAAUAAAAUCUUCCUGGAUGUAAUAUGAGCAGACUUUAACAAAACAAGAAAGAGGUGAACCUCAUGAAACAUUUCAGCCCAAGGUCAAAAGAAGAAAUAUUAUUUUAAGUAAAUGAACCCUAUUUCUGAUGCAUUGUGACAUUAUUAUCAAAACAGUUUAGCACUUUCUCACCCAAAUUCUCAUUAAAUGUGAUAAAAUCUCAUUAUAUACAAAAAUUAUAUUAACUUUUUACGCCGUUUAAAUUUUUUCUAAUGUAUUUGUCCAGUUGACUACUGAAUGUUGUCAUGAAAAGAGGUGAUUGUCUUUUUUUAGCUUCAUUAUUAUUUAUAAUUAAAUUAAAAAAACUUGGCAUUUUAAACUUUAUUAUUUAAUUACACUUCAGUACAAAGCAAAUCUUUUGUACAGCAAAAUAUCCAGACACUUUCUAAUAACGAGAACAAGAUUUUUCCGCAUUUAGUGACAAUUUCUAAAUUGUCAUGACAAUAAUAUCACAAUACAAAAAACAUUGUAAUUGUCCAAAAAUAGGCUUCAAUUUUGUAUGCAAAAUCUUCUUUUAUUUGUUUUCUUAUGACUGACGUGUUUCAUGAAUUUUGCCAACAGAGGUUCUCCUUAGAUCCUGCAAUAUAUAUUGAAAGUUAAAGGAUUGUCCAAUAGUAUAUUGUAUGGAAGUACAGUAUAUAAGACUUCUGUUUUCUAAAUAAUUCAUGUUAAAAGUGUAGUUACAAUUACCAGUGUAAACAAUUUGCUUUUAGACUAAAAUAGGUUCCAAAGGCCGACUGCUUCUGAUGUUUUUUUUUUUUUUAAACAUAUACGUGUAUUUAAGAAUUAAGCUUUUACAUACUAUAAUAAUGUAAAUGAUAAGGAUGUAAUAUUUUGCUUUUAAAUGGUAAAAAGCUAAUUAAAAUUGAAAUAUGAACCUCUCUGUACAGUUGGUUUGCUCAUUUUCUGUUUUAUCAAACAGAAACAUCUUUGAAACCAGUUUUUAACCAUAUUGUUUUUAAUUUGUAUAUCAUGUAUAUGUAAACCCUGGAUUUAAAAAUGGCAAUGUAAUCAGCACAUUACUAGACGACCUUAUGUUUAUGUGUAUAUAAAAUGCAAUAAACCUGAUGUAUA
This is a messenger RNA of Xyrauchen texanus (razorback sucker), 2510 nucleotides long. RefSeq names its product ubiquitin-conjugating enzyme E2, J1 (gene ube2j1). The transcript is spliced from 10 exons. The coding region runs from base 360 to 1280 and encodes 306 amino acids. The record is from RefSeq and is a predicted model, not a curated record. NCBI's taxonomy places the organism in Eukaryota, Metazoa, Chordata, Actinopteri, Cypriniformes, Catostomidae.